AUGGGCUGGAGCGGCGGCGGCGGCGGCUGCCGGGGAGUCCGGAGCGGAGGGGACCUGCUGUGCCUGCUCACCCUCUGGCUGGGCUUUUUGCUGCCCGCCUGCAGGACUCGCGUGUACACCAACCACUGGGCGGUGAGGAUAAGUGGCGGACUCCCAGAAGCCGACAGGAUAGCUAGCAAGUACGGCUACAUCAAUAUAGGACAGAUUGGAGCACUGAAGGAUUACUACCACUUCUACCAUAGUAAAACAAUUAAAAGGUCAGUUCUCUCAAGUAGAGGUACUCACAGCUUCAUUUCAAUGGAACCAAAGGUGGAAUGGAUAGAACAACAAGUUGUAAAAAGAAGGAUAAAGAGAGAUUACAAACCUGUUGGUACCCAAUCUACAUAUUUUAAUGAUCCCAAAUGGCCAAGUAUGUGGUACAUGCAUUGCAGUGAUAAUACAAACCUCUGUCAGUCAGAUAUGAAUAUUGCAGGUGCCUGGAAGAGAGGCUACACUGGAAAGAGGAUUGUGAUCACCAUCUUGGAUGAUGGCAUUGAGAGAAACCACCCAGAUCUGAUGCAGAAUUAUGACCCAGAGGCCAGUUUUGAUGUCAAUGGUAACGAUAUUGACCCCAUGCCUCGGUAUGAUGCCAACAAUGAAAACAAGCAUGGAACCCGUUGUGCUGGAGAAGUGGCAGCUACUGCAAACAAUUCACACUGUAUAGUAGGAAUUGCAUUUAAUGCCAAAAUUGGGGGGGUACGGAUGCUAGAUGGUGAUGUUACAGACAUGGUGGAAGCAAAAUCACUAAGCCUCAAUCCCCAACACAUACACAUCUACAGUGCUAGCUGGGGGCCAGAUGAUGAUGGGAAGACAGUUGAUGGACCUGCUCCUUUAACACGCCAGGCUUUUGAGAAUGGUGUCAGAAUGGGCCGAGGCAACUUGGGUUCCAUAUAUGUUUGGGCUUCUGGAAAUGGUGGAAGGAGUAAGGAUCAUUGUUCCUGUGAUGGCUACACCAAUAGCAUCUACACUAUCUCCAUCAGCAGCACAGCUGAAAGUGGGAGAAAACCUUGGUAUCUAGAAGAAUGUGCAUCUACGCUAGCUACAACAUACAGCAGCGGAGAAUCCUAUGACAGGAAAAUAGUCACUACAGAUUUGAGACAGCGUUGCACAGAUAGCCACACAGGAACAUCAGCCUCUGCACCUAUGGCUGCAGGAAUCAUUGCACUGGCAUUGGAAGCAAAUCGAUUACUGACAUGGAGAGAUGUACAGCAUAUCAUUGUAAGGACUUCACGGGCAGGACAUCUGAUUGCUAAUGACUGGAAAACCAAUGCUGCUGGUUACAAGGUUAGCCACCUAUAUGGAUUUGGAUUAAUGGAUGCUGAAGCGAUGGUGAAGGAAGCAGAAAAAUGGACAACUGUUCCUCCCCAGCAUGUGUGUGUUGAGAACACAGAUCGUCAAAUAAAAACAAUACGACCAGAUAGCAUUCGUAAUGGACCAGAUAAUGGAGUUCGCUCAAUAUAUAAAGCCACAGGCUGUGCAGAUAAUCCCAAUCACCAUGUGAUCUACCUGGAACAUGUUGUUGUGCGUAUCACUAUAAUGCACCCACGACGGGGUGACCUGGCAAUUUAUUUAACAUCUCCCUCUGGAACAAGGUCUCAGCUUUUGGCUAACAGGUUGUUUGAUCAUUCCAUGGAAGGGUUCAAAAACUGGGAUUUCAUGACUACUCAUUGCUGGGGUGAAAAAGCAGCUGGUGACUGGAUCUUAGAAAUUUAUGAUACCCCAUCACAGCUGAGAAACGUCAAAACUCCAGGUAAAUUGAAAGAAUGGUCUUUAGUACUUUACGGGACAUCCACCCAGCCUUACUCCCAAAGAAAUGAUUUCCCAAAAGCUGAACGGGUACGCUCAAGUCCAAUAGAAGACCCAACCGAAGAUUAUGGGACAGAUGAUUAUGCAGGUCCAUGCAAUGCAGAGUGCAGUAAGGUAGGAUGUGGUGGGCCUGGACCAGACCAUUGCAAUGACUGUCUACACUACUACUACAAAUCUAAAAACAACACAAGAAUCUGUGUUCCCAAUUGUCCAACUGGCCACUACAGUGCAGAUAAGAAGCGCUGCAAAAAAUGUUCAGCCAACUGUGAAACUUGUUUUGGAGGUCACAAUGACCAGUGCAAUACUUGCAAACCUGGUUACUAUAUCCAUGAAGAAACCAGAAAUUGCAUUUCCAGCUGCCCAGAUGGAUUUUACCUGGAUAAUAAUAAAAUUGUCUGCCGUAAAUGCAGUGAAAACUGUAAGACAUGCACUGAAUUUCAAACCUGCACAGAAUGCAGACAUGGCCUAAGUUUACAGGGAUCCAGAUGUGUUAUCCACUGUGAAGAUGGAAAGUAUUAUAAUGGCAGGGAGUGUGAGCCAUGCCACCAUUCUUGUGCUUCUUGUGCAGGCCCAGGAGCAGAUGCUUGUAUAAACUGCACAGAAGAGUAUCUUAUGGAGAAUGGAAGAUGUGUACUGGCCUGCAACAUUGGCUACUACUUUGAUCACUCUCUAGAAAAUGCAUACAAAACCUGUAAAAAAUGUGAUGCCAGCUGUUUCGGGUGCAGUGGUCCAGGAGAGAGAAACUGUACGAGUUGUCCAAAUGGCUAUAUCUUAGAUACAGGUGUCUGUGUAGUUGGCCUAGUUUGCAAGGAUGGAGAAUAUAUUGAUCCUGGUGGUCACUGUCAAUUCUGUGAUGCUUCGUGUUCUAAGUGCAUAGGACCAACCUCAAAGGACUGCAUCCGCUGUGUAUCCACAAGACUUUUGGAUGAUGGACGCUGUGUUCUCCGGUGCCCUAAAGGAAAAUUUGAAUUUCAAAAUCAGUGUCAUUUGUGCCAUCACACGUGUAAGGAAUGCAAUGGAAGUGAACCUACCAAGUGCACAGCUUGUGGAACAGACAAGAAAGGCAUCAACCAGUUCCUCUACUUGGGGGAGUGUCGACUGAAAUGCCCCCUUGGCUACUAUCAUUCAGAGGACAAUGUCUGUGAGCCUUGCUUUGAGCAUUGUGAAGUGUGCCUCGAUCAAACUGAGUGCAAGAGAUGCUUUGAAGGAUACUAUCUGGCUGAUAAUAGCUGCCAGAAGCACAUGUGUAGAACAGGUGAAGUGAAGGAUCCUGACUCAGACGACUGUGUUCCAUGUGCAGAUGGAUGCCAGACUUGCAGCUCGGAUGACCCAAGAAUCUGCACAUCAUGCAUUCAUAAUUAUUAUAUGUACAAGCAGGAGUGUUAUAGAAGUUGUCCUCAGAAUACCUACAAUGAUGAAAACUCUCUCCUUUGCAUAGACUGUCACCCACAUUGUGGAAGCUGUGACCAAUAUGAGUGUUACUGGUGUACAGAAGGCUUUUUUCUCCUUGAUGCGAAAUGUGUGAAUGACUGCGGAGCAGGUUUCUACAGUGAUGAGAUCACAGCAGAAUGUGAACCAUGCCACAGGACCUGUGCAACAUGUGAAGGGUUCAACUACAAUGACUGUACUAGCUGCAAAGGAACUUUUGAACUAGUCCAUGGAAAGUGCGUAAAGCCCAAAAGCAAGCAAGUAGAUGGGAAAUUCUGGAAUGAGAGAGAGAAGCUGCACACCACAAAUGGCUUGGGCUCUGCAGACCUGAAAGGCCACUUCCUCCAUUAUGCCCGUUCGCAAUCUUUACAGUCAGCUGAGAAUGAUCUCUUGAUUGUGCCAUCCGUGUACAGAGGCCAGGUGGAAAGGGCAGUGAGAGAGGUGUUCUCGGUGGCUGCUCCACAGUUGUGGAAGCCCCUUCCCCUGGAGGUUCACCAAAGUAAAAGCCCGAGCAUUGUCCGGAAGAAAUGGAAAUUUCUUUUUGCUGAGUCCUGUAUCUCCCCUUGCCCCCAAGGAACUUUUGGAAAUAUGAGGAUGAGGAAGUGUGAGAGCUGCACAGGUGACUGUGAAGAAUGCAUUAAAACCAACCAUUGUUUGAAGUGUCGAUCUGAUUUAGAUGAACCACGUUAUUUGCACCAAGGCCAAUGCCUCCUGGAGUGUCCUGAGGGCUUUUUUACUGAAGAUGGGAUCUGCACAAUCUGCAGCCACCCCUGCAAGACAUGUAAAGAAAAUGCCACCACAUGUCUGUCCUGUGAAAGCCCCUUGUUCCUAGAGCAAUCAGAGUGUAAAGAUGCCUGCUCAGAGAAGCACUUCGCAGCUGAUGGCGUUUGUACGGAGUGCCCAGAGAUGUGUCAAGAAUGCAUUAAUGAAAACAUAUGUAAAGUAUGUGAGCCUCCAUUUCUGCUGCACCGUAAGAGAUGUUUACAUGAUUGCCCGUCUGGCUUCUUUGAUGACACCAUCCACUGUUUUCCCUGUCAUGAACACUGUGAGGAAUGUGAUGGCCCAGAUUCUGAUGACUGCACAAAGUGUCUUGAUGAUGCUUUUGUUCUAUAUAAUGCUGAAUGCAUGGACGAAUGCCCAGAAGGCACUUACUAUGAAGAACAGAAUACAGCCUGUCAAGAUUGUGACAAGACAUGCCAAACUUGCUCAUCUUCCACUUUCUGCACUACUUGUAGAGAAGGACUGUUGAUGAGCCAUCCUGGUCACUGCGAGACACCGUGCAUCCUCAAUGAGUAUUAUGACGAAUAUACAAAGACAUGCAGGCCUUGUCACAGAAAGUGUUUGAGUUGUACAGGCUUUGCUGAAGAUCAUUGCCUCAGCUGUCUAAACAACUGGUAUCUCCUCAAUACAACUUGCGUAGAAGUCUGUCCCAAAGGCUAUUACAUGGACAGAGAUGAACAUAAAUGUUAUCCUUGCCACAAGAGCUGUGAGACUUGCAAUGGAAGACACAGCAGACAGUGCCUGUCUUGCCACCCAGGCUGGUACAAACAAGAAAAUGGAUGUGUACACACCUGUACAACUGGAUAUUAUGCAAACAAUGUCACUGGUUCUUGCGAGAAAUGCCACAAAACUUGUAAGGAAUGUGUAGGUGCCUCCUGCCCUGAACAUUACUUUGCAGAUCAUAAUAAAAAUACCUGUGAACGGUGCCAUCCAACCUGCCAUUCUUGCCAUGCUGAAUUUAGUUCUGAUAUUCUGCAAGCCAAAACUCCUCAUGUUAUACUUCUUGAUUGGAGGACCCACAAAGAUGUGAAAAAUGCCAUGAGAGUUGUACAGAGUGCAAGGGACUUGGAAACAAGCAGAACCCAAAUCCAAAUUUCUUCCUGUGUUUCUGAUUUCAAGGAGGACCCACAAAGAUGUGAAAAAUGCCAUGAGAGUUGUACAGAGUGCAAGGGACUUGGUGCUCUCAACUGUACUGUGUGUCCUCCUAAUGCCGAACUCUAUCUGGAUGAAAGUCGUUGUGUGUCCUGCUGUAAGAGUCAUGGGCCUGAAGAAACUGGAGAUUGUUGCGAUUGCAGUGAAAUCCGAGGAGAGUGCAUAUUACGCACCAGUUUGAACUUGCCUGAUGAAUAUAAAGGAAAAAGUGCAGCUUUGGUUGUUGCCUCAUCCAUUUUGUUAAUCCUCAUCACUGGAGCUAUUAUUUUCAUCUGGAGAAGGUCACGAGCCAAACCCAAGCCACUAAACCAAGGUGGAUAUGAAAAGCUGGCAGACAAUGCAAAGACUCUCACUUCUAUCAAAAGUAAUCACUACCAAAGCACCAGUUACCCAGAAGAUCAGGUGAUUGAAUACAAAGAUCGAGACGAUUAUGAUGAUGAUGAUGACGAUGAUGAUAUUGUCUACAUGGGCCAAGAUGGCACAGUCUAUCGUAAAUUUAAAUAUGGACUUCUGGAGGAUGAUGCAGAAGAUGAACUGGAGUAUGAUGAUGAAAGUUACUCUUUUAGAUAG
Molecule: messenger RNA, 5775 nt
Organism: Gekko japonicus
Lineage: Eukaryota; Metazoa; Chordata; Lepidosauria; Squamata; Gekkonidae
Gene: PCSK5
Product: proprotein convertase subtilisin/kexin type 5
Exons: 39
Coding region: 1-5775 (1924 amino acids)
Biological process (GO): peptide hormone processing
Cellular component (GO): Golgi membrane; trans-Golgi network
Molecular function (GO): serine-type endopeptidase activity
Source: RefSeq, a predicted model, not a curated record